Molecule: messenger RNA, 4855 nt
Organism: Cheilinus undulatus (humphead wrasse)
Lineage: Eukaryota; Metazoa; Chordata; Actinopteri; Labriformes; Labridae
Gene: ppp1r13l
Product: protein phosphatase 1, regulatory subunit 13 like
Exons: 13
Coding region: 146-2566 (806 amino acids)
Biological process (GO): regulation of transcription by RNA polymerase II; positive regulation of cell differentiation
Molecular function (GO): transcription factor binding
Source: RefSeq, a predicted model, not a curated record
ACUAAAUGUCUGGAGCAACAGCCGCUGGAUUGAAACACAGACUAAGCAAGACGACCUCAGAAGGACACGAAACUUUGAAAGGGAGCAGCUUUCCUCUCGAGUUUGGGGCACAAGAACAAAGAGGCUCUCAUUAUUUUGAGGAGCCAUGAGCUCUCAGGCGACCCUCGGCAGCAGCCUGCUGUUCCAGACCAUAAAUGAUGACCUGAAUGCAUCGCUGGCUACAGCUGAUGAGUUAUCCAGAGAGUUUAAUUCCCUGCUGAAGGAGGCUUCGUCCAACGAUGACAACACAACGUCUGGAUUUCAAACCAGCUCUACAUUCUCCAAAGAGCGGCCACAGUCCAGCAUUUCUUCCUACACAAGAGAGUCAAGUGGCAGUAACGGCAGCUCCAGCUCUUACCCUUACUCCCCCAUCUCAACAACUUUCAAUCCCACAGACUCUGUCUUCUCCAGCAAUAAAAGCGUACCAUCCACUUCUGUCUUCCCCUCCAGCCCGCAAUCAUCCCCCAGGCUCAAAAGACGCUCUCCACUUCCUCGUGCUGGACCUGAAAGCUACUCGUACAGCCAGCCAAGUCCCAAACAUUCCCCUCAACUCCGGAGGCACAAUUCCCCUAGCCGUUAUGACAGAAGCCCAAGAGGCUCUAUAACUUACAUUGAGAGAUGUCCAUCUCCGAGCCCCACAGCCGCACCUUUUGAUAUCUCAUCUCCCUCACCCUCGUUUCCUGCCUCCCCACACCUUCUGAGCCCUUAUGACAGCAGCUCUUUGGGCCGCAGGUCCCCACGGCCAGACAGAAGCCCCUCUCCUUUGUCUGUCAAUCCAAUAUCCAGCACGCUGCCUCGAAACGUUGGCGGUUUUAGGACACCUGAUGAGGGUGUGCAGCGGCAAAAGAGCCCAAGCAAGUGGAAUGAGACAGAUCUGGACGUGUCCUAUGACAGGAAACCUCACCACACCUAUGACAAGACAGAGUGGAUACGACAGACCGUGCCAAACAGCAGCUGGAAAGAGUCCAACCUUGAUGGCCCUCCUCCGUCCCCGAGCCCUAAAAAGGAUCCUCGCUCUAAACCUCUCCAGUAUGCUCAUGCUUCUCUCCCUCAUAACACACGGAUAUCAGUGCCUCCAGAUGUUUCAUCCCCAGUCCACUCCCCUUACCACCCUCAGCCCAUCAUUUCCCGUAUUUCUAUUCCCCCGACUUCUCCCGAGUCCCAUCAGCACAAGCCUAUCCCCCUCUCUGUUAUCAUGCGUCUGCAAAACCCACGCUGGGGAGCAAUGUUAACCCACCACCCCAGGGUCCUGGGAGGAGAGGGCAAUAUGAGUCCUUACAAACCUAUCGUACCCAUCCCAAGGGAAUUCUUUCACCAGCCUGCUGUCCUGCCGCAGCAACACCCUCCUGAGCUGAGGCAGCCGAUGAUAUACAGUGACGUGCUGAAUCCAGGAGAUAUCGAUGCAGAGAUAGAGCGCCUGGACCUUGUUCAUCACAUCCCUGUUAUUUCUGAGAGUCCCAGCAUGCCAGAGGGUGGCACAGAGGUCAGUCCUACUGCUGUACCUGCUGCUCCUCCUCGGCCCCUCAGCCCCACCAGGCUGCAACCAGUGGUGGCCCCCGAGGCCCAGAACCAGGUGGUUGCUGAUGUAGAAGAGCUGCUCCGAAUCCGGGCAGAAAUCCCCCGACCCCUGAAGAGACGAGGCUCCAUAGACCAGUCAGGGCCUCUAAAGGCGGCCUCUCACUAUCAGCCAAACCAGUACAAGAAUCUCAUCGACAAGCUUUUUCGCAGGAAGGAACACCGGCAGAGGGGGGAGCAGGGCAGCGAGACCAGCAGCUCCUCAGACGGGGAAGAAACCGCUGCAAUGCCUCCUGCACCUUUUCCUACAUCUCACACUUCACGGAUUCCCCAAGAACUCAAGAGCUACCAUUCCAUUCUGCGGCGGUCCAGCCGAGAGCGCAAGAGUUCUGGAAAAAGAGCUCGGCUCAGCCCCCUUGUUCUGGCACUGGAUGGAGCGUUGGUUGGAGAACUGGAGACGGUGCAGAGGGCCGUGCAGGAGAUGAGUGACCCCAGCCAACCCAAUGAUGAGGGCAUCACUGCCCUCCAUAAUGCAAUCUGCGGAGGCCAUUACAAUGUGGUGGAUUUCCUGGUUCGUGCCGGAGCCAAUGUCAGCACCCCAGACAGCCACGGCUGGACUCCUCUGCAUUGUGCAGCCUCCUGUAACGAUCGCCCUCUGUGUGAGUUUUUGGUGAGAAAUGGCGCUGCUGUCAUGGCCAGAACAGAGAACGAUAGUGCUGCUGCCUCCCAGAAGUGUGAUCCUUAUGCUGUCGGAUAUGAGGAGUGUGAAAGCUUCCUGAGGGGUGUGGAGGAGGCCAUGGGGAUGGAGAAUAGUGGGGUGCUGUAUGCUCUGUGGAGCUACCCAGCACAGGCCGUCGAUGAACUGAGCUUCAAAGAUGGAGACAUGGUCACCAUCCUGCAGAAACCUGAAGGAUCAGAGUGGUGGUGGGCCUCUCUCUGUGGCAGGGAAGGAUUUGUCCCAAACAAUUACUUUGGGCUUUUCCCAAAGACUCGUCCAAAAUCCCUCUGCUAAGUGGGCCUUUGAUGCCGUGGAGAGGGCCGUCUUGAGAGCAGUGCUUACAGCUUCAUACUGUUUUGAAGAGCUGUGUCUGUGUGACUAAGAAAGGCUGUUUGCAGUAGGACAUGAGACAUGUUUUUGAUAUGUCUGUCAAGGAGAGCUGAAGGAGAAGUCUCAGUAUUCAUUUUGACCUUGAUGACAUGAAAAAUCUUUUUAGUAAACAGCGUUUGUGCUGGUUCUACUGUAGGAUAUCAUGGUAAUUCAGUUAUCUGUCUGUCCAGCUUUGUCUGCCAAACUAAAUGUUAUAAAAGGUCAAAUUUCAGCUGCGUUUAGUUAGAAUUCAAAAUUUCUGACUCAUUUGCUGGUUAGUAAUCAUCGUGAUGAAAGUGUAUGUUCUUGUUUAUCCACCAAUCAGUGAGGUCAAUGUAGCUCUGUGCUGUAAAUAAUCUUAGACGGAUAGAGAAGGGCCGCUUCAUUAGAUACUCAUCAUCUGACAUGGAACAGUUAGAGUUCUCUUUCUUGCACAUAAGAAAUAUGCUCACCAAUCACUUUAUUAGGCACACCUGCUCAACUGCUUGUUAAUAACGAAAUAUCUAAUGAGCCAAUCACAUGGCAGCAGCCAUGCAUACAGGCAGGUAGACAUGGUCAGGACAAUCCGCUGAAGUUCAAACUAGCAUCAGAAUGAAGAGGAAAGGUGAUUUAAGCAACGUUAAUUGUGCAAUGGCUUUUGGUGCCAUUUGAUAUUUCACAGACUGCUGAUCUGCUGAGAACUUCAUCUGUCGGCUUCUCCAAGAAUAGUCCCAAAAAACAAGAUAAAAUAUCCAGGGAGCAGCAGUUUUCUGGGACUUAAUGCUUUGUUGAUGGCAGAGGUCAGAUCAAGAAAAUGGUCAGACUAGUUUGAGCAAACAGAAAGGCAACGGUAACUCAAAUGACCCCUGAGCAUCUCUGAUUGUACUAACCUUAAAGCAGAUCAGCUAUAGCAGCAGAAGACCAUACACAGUGCCACUCCUGUCAGCUUAGAACAGGAAACUGAAGGUAUGCUUAAUGUGGGUUUGGUAAGUCUUGAUCGUUGCUGUGGUAAAACAUACAGGGGUGGAAAGUAGUCAGUUAUUAUAUUUACCCAGUUUACUGUGAUUGAGUAGUUUUUUGGGUACUUGUAUUUUUUAGUACAUUUUAAAAUAAUUAUUUUUUACUUCUGCUGAAGUAAGUUUUAACCAGAGUAACUGUACUUUUAUUUGAGUGCAAUAGUCUUGUACUUUUUCCACCUCUAUCUACUUGCUUUUUCACACACAAUCAUCUCUAGGGUUUACAGCGAAUAUUGAGAAAAAGAGAAAAUCUAUCCAUUGAGUGGCAGUAACCCUUGUUGGUAGCAGAGGUCAGAAGAAGCUGAUUGUAAGGCUGCAAAAGCUCAAAUAACUACUCGUUAAAUCCAAGGAGCGUAUCUGAACCCUCUUGUUAAAUCUUGAAGCCAGUGGGCUGCGGCAGUAGGAGACUGAACCAGCAGCCACUUCAGCUUAGAACAGAAAACUGUGGCUAAAAUUCACAUAGAAAAAAAUAUCACCUGGUCUAACUAAACUCUAUUUCUGCUGCCACAUUCAAAAUAGCGUGAAAGCCUGCCAUUUAACCAACAACCACAGCAUGUUCAGAGUCCCUCAAAUCACCUUUUUUCCCUGUCCUGCUGCUCGGUUUGAACUUGAGCAGAUCAUCUUGACUGAUGUCUAUAUGCCUAAAUCUAUUUUGAUUGCUGCCAUGUGAUUGGCUAAUCAGGUAUUUUCAUUAAUAAGCUGCUGAGCAGGUAUAUCUAAUGAGGCAACUGAUUAGUGUUAUAAACUGUUUAUUUAGCAAAAGGUUAACAUGUUGAUAGCAUUAUUUUUUAUUCUCUGUCUUUACUAUUGUUUAUAACAACUUUUUCUUGCCAAGCAAAUGGAUUCUCUCUCUAACAACAUUUUUUGGCUCAUUAUUCAUUUUAAAGAUUUGUGCUUUUUAAAGAAUGUACCUGUAGAUAUCACUUUUGUUUAAGCGGCUUCGGAAGAAGCCUAAAAAUAGCCGGGCUCUAAUUUUACUAAUCAUGUGGGUUCUUUAUUCUGCCUAUCUGGAUUCAUAUCCUUCAGAGGAAAACAUUUAUAAGAAAAGAAACUGGUCGUUUGUGAUUGUGUAUAUAUUCACAGUGAUAUAAACAUGUUUUUGUGUUUUAUCUUUUAAGUGUAACACCUUUGUUUCGAGCAUAGCUGUGCACUUACACCUUAACUCCUUCUCCACAGAGAUCAAAUGUUUAGAUACUUAAUAAAUUCAUGAGUCGAAUUC